This is a messenger RNA of Marmota monax (woodchuck), 5202 nucleotides long. RefSeq names its product tubulin polymerization promoting protein (gene Tppp). The record is from RefSeq and is a predicted model, not a curated record. The transcript has 4 exons. Gene Ontology annotation, cellular component: microtubule. Lineage: Eukaryota; Metazoa; Chordata; Mammalia; Rodentia; Sciuridae. Gene Ontology annotation, biological process: microtubule polymerization; microtubule bundle formation; positive regulation of protein polymerization. Gene Ontology annotation, molecular function: tubulin binding. Bases 102 to 776 code for a protein of 224 amino acids.
GAAACCAGAGGGUCAGAGAGGAAGCAGCGUGAGAUGGGGACAAGAUGCCCCCAAGAGCCUGGCUCUUCCUGGCUCCUGAAGCCUCAGACCCUCACCCAUGAAUGGGCUGCAACAUGGCUGAUAGCAAGGCCAAGCCUGCCAAAGCAGCCAACAGGACACCCCCCAAGUCCCCAGGGGACCCUGCCAGGGACAAGGCGACCAAGAGGCUGUCACUGGAAUCAGAGGGCGCCAGCGAGGGGGCGGCCGCUGCCCCAGAGCUCAGUGCGCUGGAGGAGGCCUUCCGGCGGUUCGCGGUCCAUGGGGACACCCGGGCCACUGGGAAGGAGAUGCACGGCAAGAACUGGUCCAAGCUGUGCAAGGACUGUCACGUGAUUGACGGGAAGAACGUGACCAUCACAGAUGUGGACAUCGUCUUCAGUAAGAUCAAAGGGAAGUCCUGCCGGACCAUCACCUUCGAGCAGUUCCAGGAGGCGCUGGAGGAGCUGGCCAAGAAGCGAUUCAAGGACAAGAGCAGCGAGGAGGCGGUUCGCGAGGUGCACCGGCUCAUUGAGGGCCGUGCGCCUGUCAUCUCAGGGGUCACGAAAGCCGUGUCCUCGCCCACCGUGUCGCGGCUCACGGACACGACCAAGUUCACGGGCUCCCACAAGGAGCGCUUCGACCCAUCGGGCAAGGGCAAGGGCAAGGCUGGCCGCGUGGACCUGGUGGAUGAGUCAGGCUACGUGCCUGGCUAUAAACACGCAGGCACCUAUGACCAGAAGGUGCAGGGGGGCAAGUAGCUGCACCACACCCUGGAGACGCUGGGGACGCGUGAGGCGCGUGCCCGACUGGUACCCCGUCCCACUUCAUCACAUUCCUUUGCACACUGGGCAGGACUCAUGGACCUUGGCCUUGCCUGCUGGGAAGGGGACACCCAGGCUACCUCCUGCCCGGCAACACCUCUCAGACCCAGGUUUGGGUCCUGAUUCACUGACCCUUCCUAACGCAGUUGUCUCGUCCAGAACUGGGAAGUGGAUGGUCCUUUUCAAAUUGUCCCCCAGGACUGUGCCACACUGGAUACCUGCUUGCAGGGAAAGGGGCAUUUUGGGAGCUGUUAGGUGUGGGAACAAGUGGGGCAGACCCUGUCAGAGGCCCUACUGACCUUCUGACACCUUCUAGGAGCCUCUUAGGCAGUAGGAGUUAACAAACUAACCAGCAGCACAAAUAAAACUGCUACCCCAGCAGGACGCAGGCAGUGUCCGAGGCGCCCCACGAGCAGGGGCCACAGCCCUUCAUGCUUUCCUGGCAGGGCGUGUGGCAGGCCACACAUGCAGUGCCUGUGGACAGGUCUGUGCUGAGGGCAGCGGGGUGAGAGGCAGGCCAAGGAGCCACAGCAGAACCUUGGGCUGCCCAGGGAGUGGCCUGGGAGUGAAGCGGGCAGUUCCUUCCCUUUGCUGUCCUAGCAGUGAUGAGCAGUGGUGACCGCUUGUGCUUAGAGUGGUCCAGGGGCUCAGCUCGCCCUGCUGUGUCACCAGCCAGACUGGGGAUGUGUGGUGCAGAGCCCACGCAGUGGCCUCGGUGCGAGGGAGGGCCUCUCCGGGCUCUCCUGCGUGGCUGUGCUGGCUCUGCCCGGCUUUGCUUGCAGCCUCCCUCAGUGAGGGUCUGUGCAGCGUCCUCAGCUCUCCGUCCUCCCGACACCCCACAGUGCAGGACGCCAAGCCUCAGAACCAGGGAGAUGCCAGGCCAGUGGCAUUUUCUGGGGUUUCUUUUUCUGCCAUGGGCAGCUGAGUGCACAGGGCCAGUGCAGAGCUGGCCCAGGACCCUGCCACCCACACCAUAGGCCGCCACGUGCAGCCCCUGCUCAGUAUUGUGCAGGCACAGGGACUGAGCGUUCCUGUGCCAUACUGAGGCUAAGAGGCGUGUGCCACGACUGUCACCAGGGCCCACAGCAACCCGCGGGGCUGUAGUCCUGGGAAGAGCCUAUGGCAGCCUGGGGAAAUGCUUCCAAGAACCUGCUUGUUCUUGGCCACUGACUGUCCGGAUAGCUGUUCAGGUGGACUCUCAGCCCAGCCCACAGCACAGGCAGACAGUAAGGCCCUCUUCCUGCCAUGGCAGGUGGACAUGCCACCCACCUCUCCUGAGCCUGAAGAGUGCCCAGUCACAGCUGCAGCCCCGUGGGGGCCAGACCCCAGCCCCUGAGCAGAGCAGAGCAGAGCCCUUGGUCCCAGCUGAUAGUCCCUGAGUGCUGAAGGCUCCCCGAGUCCCCCAACACUGAUGGCCUCCAUGAGGAUGGGGUGGCCCCAGCAGACAGCAUCCUUCUGAGGUCCUGGGAGACCAGGUGCCUGGCAAGGAUGACAAGGGGAACUGGGUCUGAGGCUUUGGGACUCCCUGUGGGUGUCAUCUCGCUGCUCUGGGGAGAAGCUGCCAGGUGCCCAACCCCAGCCCAGCAUUCCAGACUUCAAGCUGGUCUUUUGUGUGAAUAGAUUAGAGGCCAAAACAACAUGGGAAGUGUUGGACACCAGCUCUGUGCAAAGUGUUAAUCUCACCACUAUCCCCACAGCCCUGUAUUCAAACUAGCAGCAGUAUUCAUCAGUGGUCUCCCCAGUCCCCCAGUCCCCGGGCCCCGGAACACCCACACCCUCCUGGCUCUUGCCCUCUCCAGCACCCCUGAUUCCCAGGGGGCCCCCGUGGCUGGCCAUCUCUUGGUCUGAGGCUGCUCUUCCCCCUUUCUUCUGCCUGUGAAGCUUAGUUCCCAUCAUCAUGGCCAAGCCGGGCAACAGUCCCUACAGGCAUGUGCCCUGGGCCAGGGUAGAGGGAUGGGCCAGGGGGGCACCCAAGGGGUCCUGUACCACGUUAUCAGGUAUGGAUGCUCCCUGGGACCCCACAGUCUGUGUGGAGCACCAGGACACUGUCUGCUGGUCAGUGAGUCACUGUCGGACAAGGACGACUCAGACCAAGUCGUGGGCUGGCUUGCUGCAGGAACACAGGAAACUGGAUCCACGCAGAAGCAGCCAUCUCAGUGCCAUCCUCAGGGGACCCCAAUCCCCCGUGACUGGGCACUCUGUCCACGCAGCCAACACCUCAUGAAAUCACUGCCCACAACUGGACAGAGAAGCACAGACUGGCAGGGAGGGCCACACGUCCCAGGCUGCAGAGUGCCAGCCCCAGCCAGCUCUGGCUCCUGAAGGCGCGCCCCUUGCCAGACCAAGUCCUCUCACUUCUCAUGAGAACUGGAGAAUGCAUUCCUGGUCACCAUAACAAAUCCUUGGGUUUUAUUGACGAAAAACCUUGGUGGCCCUCCACAUCCCAGCCUGGUAUGCCCUCGGGCUUGUGGCAGGAAAGCCCAAUGCGCUAGGCUGUCCCAUCACAUGGUACUCGUGGCACCUGGCACAUAGCACUGCAUCAGACGAGUGGUUCCCAUUUUGUCCCCAACAGGUUCCAGGGGCUUCCUCGGACACACGUGGGUAAGGACCAUAUCCUUCUCUGGUCAGUUUCAGACUGUAGCUUUGAAACACACCCUCCCUUCCCACCUGUGUCCCUAGCAAGGAAAGGGCAGUAAAAACCAACCCAGGAGACUUCGUGGUCAUCACACUUUAAAACUGGGCUCUGGACGCCGUGAGCUGUGGGCAGGUCCCGCCUCUGUCGCGUGGUUUCUCAAUGCCAGGUAGCUUCUACUAACCACGGUUCACAGGGGCAAACGCACCUGUGAGUAAAAGAAACUGCACAGCAGGCAACCCAAGACACAGGGACACGUUCUGUCAGGAGGUGACUCUCAGGAGACAAGGACAGGUUCUCUCAGGUGACAUUCUGUCGGGAGGUAACAUCCAGGAGACAGGGAUGAAUUAUAAGGAGACACUGGUGACACCCAAGAGAGAGGGGCAGGUUGUCGAGGUGGACGGAGCUGACGGUGUGUCCCCCUCAGGGAAGGAGGCGGUAGGAGAGUGGUGGGGAGUGCUGAUCCUAGCAGAGGCGUAUUUACUUGUGUUUACUGCUUUAGGAUAAGCACCUAGUAAGUGGUCUGUAAGGGUCGCAGUGGUUAGCUCUACCAAAAUCAAAGUUCAAGUGAUGUUUAAAAAUAUUAUAGCAAAAGAUAUAUAUUUAUACUGGAGUAUUUUUACACCUUUGAUAUCCUUGGUCUUAUGUUUGAGGGCAGACGACAAUGACAGCAGAUGCAGGGACAUUUUGAAAAGGCACCUUAGUGGUUCAAUCUGCAUGAUUCCUGCCACCCCCCACCUGUUUGUCACCCCUCCAGGGUCUGAGUGGCUGGCAGCUUGGGGCAGGCGAUGGGCAGCCUGGGUGGCUGCAGCUGCCUCCCACGGCCACACGGUGCGCUCAGUACUGGCUACAGCUGCUCUGGCACCGUGGCAGGACUGGAGGGAGUGUGGCUGGAGGGUGCCAGGGCUUGGACACCAAUAGCAUUUACACCUGUCCCUUUACGGGGAAGCGCGUCUGCCUGUCGGCUACUUCCUCCCACAGGGCACACGCAAGCCCGCUGCUCCUCUGCCCCACAGCGCCUGCCACAUGAGGACAACCUGUGGUCACUGCUCAGUACAACAAAGGGUGACAACUCAGCUCUACUGUGAAGUUAUCGGUAGGCCAGACGCCCAUGAACACUGUACUGCUUACCCUCCCUCCACUGGCUGACCACUGAGGAGUCGGUGAGCUCUGUGUUUCAGGGCAUGACCUGUCCCUGGGACGGGAUGGGAGUCGGGCGGGACAGGCCUUCUUAUGUUAACCAUCCCUCUUCCUUUAGACCUCUUAACAACUAAACCAAGCCAAACGACAAAGGAAACUUGCACAACCUAAAAGAAACUUGAAAGGGAUAAUAUACUACUAGUUUGUACUAAGUUUUUUCAAGAAAUGGAAACAAAUUUAUGUAUAUAUAUGCAAUAUAUUUUUACACGAUUUUAUUAACGUUAAGGAGAACCGAGCGUAUCACUUUAUCAGUGUGAUGGGUAAUGUUGGUGUCUGGGUGUUCCGACUCAGAAAGGCUCUUCUGCUGAUGUCUAAAUCACACUCACCAGGAAGGUCUCUGGGGUCCUGAGGCCCUGCUGUCCCUCCCACAGAGCGCAAGGCACCAUGUCACCUGUUGGACUUGCUUUCGUGGCCUGGCCUGUAAAUUUUUAGUGAAACAGCUCCUGUCUGUCUGCACAUUUCUCCUGUGUGUGUGCUGUCGUAGCAUCGUGUGUCAUUGGUAAAGUGAUGAAUAAAGGUGUUACAACAUGG